Molecule: messenger RNA, 4303 nt
Organism: Colius striatus (speckled mousebird)
Lineage: Eukaryota; Metazoa; Chordata; Aves; Coliiformes; Coliidae
Gene: FANCA
Product: FA complementation group A
Exons: 43
Coding region: 8-4303 (1431 amino acids)
Biological process (GO): interstrand cross-link repair; regulation of regulatory T cell differentiation
Cellular component (GO): Fanconi anaemia nuclear complex
Source: RefSeq, a predicted model, not a curated record
UGCCGUCAUGGCGGGUCCGGGCGGGAGGACGUGGCGGGACCUGCUGGCAGGAAGAGCCAGGAAACGAAAAAGCACCUUUGGGAGUGGAGCAGAGCUCCAGGAAGCAGCUCUGCGCCUUCUGGAUCACCAUCAGAACCUGACUGACCUCCUCCUGGAGGUGGGAGAUUCAGUCAAGCCAGCUGGACAGGGUGGUGCAGAGCACCAGGCAGCAUCCUCAGAAUCGUUUGUAGUCUCUGUUCUGCAGGAACAGGCCUCGAGGCUGGGUGUGCCCACAGCAAUCCUGGCAGCCAAAACCACUGUUACCAACAUGGAGCGGAUCUGCCAGGCUGCAGCCAGCCCCUCCCGAGCCCCUCUGCUGAGCUUGGACCAGAGAGAGAGGCUGCUGUGCUUGCUUCAAACAGUCAAGGAUUUGCUGGCAAACAACAUCUUCUGUCGCUCCCUCUUCUGCCAAGAAAUGUGGAAAAUGAAGGACCCUCCAGUGCUGGAAGCUGUGUGGCACCUGCACAGAGGUGACGUCGUUGGGCUGGGGGAGCUGCUGGAGAGCACCCCAGGUGCCCCUGCUGUGGUGGAGUGGCUGUGCAGGAGCCUCUGUGGCCUCUGUAAGCAGGCAGAGGAGUCCCCCGUGGCGGCGGAGCUGGCUGGGCACGUUCUCUCAGACUUUGCCAUCAUGUUUAUUCAGAAUGGCUUUCAGCAAACCUCUGAGCUGGGAAGGAAGCUGGAAUUCAAGAAGGUUCCCUGUAUCUGUCGUGCAGCCUUACAAAGAAUGCUGACAUGGGUGCUUGAUGCUGUUGGGAAGGAGAAGCAGGAAGAUGCUUCCACAUUGCAAGCUGUGAGGUUCUGGCUGAAUGUGUUCAGUGUGUCACUUUAUAAAAGUGCAGUUCAUCCGGAUUCCUUGCAGCAGUUUUUUAGACACACCCUGACCGAGGUUCUUACCUACAACCCGUCCUGGAAAGUGUCUGAUGCCAUCCACCUGCAGAAGGAGUGGAGCUUCACGAGGACUUGUUCGCUGCUGACCACCUUGUAUCGCAAACUGUUUGUGGCAUUCAGUGCAAAGGAGUCCAUCUGCCAGCUGCAGCAAGUCCUGGAGACCCGUGAAGUAAACUGGCAGCACGUCCUCUCCUGCGUAUCCACGCUGGCAGUCUGUCAGGCUGAGGCUGAGCAGCUAUUCAAAGAUCUACUGAGCCAUCUCCUGAUCAAGGCCUUUGAGAAUUAUGACAUGGAAAAUAUGAUCACAGCGUUCCUGAUAGCCCGUCAGGCUGCGCUGGAGGGCCCUGCCGUGUUCAUGCCCUACGCUGAGUGGUUUAAGGCUUCCUUUGGGAAUGCUGGUGGUCACCAUGGGAGCAGUAAGAAGUCUCUGGUCUUCCUCUUUGAGUUCUUGUCAGAGCUAGUGCCCUUUGAAGCAGCACCCUACCUGAAGGUCCAUAUAAUGUACCCACCUUUUGUGCCAACAAAACACCGCUCUGUCCUCUUGGAGUACAUCACUCUGGCUAAAACCAGACUGGCUGACCUCAAGGUUGCUAUAGAAGACAUGGGGCUCUAUGAAGACUUAUCUUCCACAGAUGAAUCUGUACAGCCCCAGGGCCAGGCACUUCGGGACGUGGAAAAGGCCCUUCAGAUAUUUGAAAGCACAAGGAAGAUCCCAACAUCUGUGAUAGAAGCCAGCAUUUUCAGGCGGCCGUAUUACACCUCCCGGUUCCUUCCUGCUCUGCUCAGGCCACGUGUGCUCCCUAAAGCCCCUGAUGUGUGCAUGACUUUCAUAGAUUCCUUAAAGAGAGCUGAUAAAAUACCCUCCAACUUGUACUCCACAUACGUGCAGGCCUGCCGUGCUCUGACAGAGCAAACGUCACACGAUGAAUCAAAAGUAGAGAGCAGCCACUCCAAAGAGCCUGCUGAGCAGCUGAAGGCUGAGCUGGCUGAACUAAGGACACUGAUUGUGGAUGAGGCUAAACAUGAAGAUGUGCCAGCACAGCUUGCAGUGAUUUCUGACAGGCUCAGCACCAUCUUGGGUCACAGCAGUGACGAGAAGGAAGCUGUUGGUUUGAAUUCUCCAAUCCCAGUUGAUGUUUCUGCCCCCAGGCUGGAGCCCAGCCAUCAGAGUGUGGUUGAUCUUCUGCUGACGUCAUUCUGCCAAAACCUAAUAGCUGCUUCCUACUUUAACCCUCCUGACAGGCAGGGACCAUGUCUCUCCUUGUUUGUGAAGAUGAUGUGUGGACACAGGAAUCUCUUGCCUGCUCUUCUGGGCAGGCUCUGCCAGCUUAUUUAUCAUCAGGGUCCUUCCCUGAAUGAGGCUCAUGUUUUAGGACUAGCAGCUUUUGCCAUCCACCUAAAUGAAUCCAGAGCUUUAAUCCCUGAAGUGGAAGCCAGCUUUGGGAUUUCUCAGCCUGUUCCUGCAAAGAUCCUUUCCAUUUCUGAGUUCUGGAACUGCUUGCUAGUGUGCAGGACAGAAGAGUCAUUUUCCUUCUGCAUGAGGUUUUGCACUGCAGCAGCAUCUUACCUUAUGUGCAAGUUUUGGCCCUGCUCUCAUGAAGAGCUGUGUGCCUUGCUUCCUCCCAGCCUUGUUAAAAAGCUGCAGUACCUCGUACCGCGCCUGAGCCUGGAAGCUCGGGGAAUCCUACGUGAGGAGCCUAAAACUGACCUAACCUGGAGUUCCCUGUCCUGCCCCUCUCUGAACUACAAAAAGGCCAGCCUGUGCUUGUGGAAGCAAGCACGCUUUCAGGAGUUGCUGAAGGAAAAGCCAUUCCAGUUGUCUUUCAGGGAGUGGCUGCUGUUGGAGCUGGAAGUUUACCCUGAGAGGGAUGUUCUCUCUGCCUCAGAAAGGCAGGAUUUCCAUUACUGGGCCAUCUACCAGUGGUACCUUCCUGCACCUUCUGCUUCUGGUGGCUGCGAUGGAGACCUGGAGAAGGCCUGUGCCAUCCUUAUCAACACCAUGCUGGAUUCCUCACAAAGGUUGAACCUGGGUAGCUGUGGCCAGUCGAAGAUGACAGUCAAUCCUGAUAUUCUCUGCAAGCUGCAGGAGAUGGUGCUGGAGCUGGGCUGUAGGCAAAAGUUACCUUCUGGCUCCUUGGAUGCCCAGAGACACUUCAUCUUUGAGAUUCUCCAGGAAAGACUGAAAGCCAGAAAGCAGGGCCCUGCUCUGGCUGAGCAGCUGUGGUGGCAGCAGGAGCUGCAGCUGCACAGAAGGAUCCUGGUUGGGCUCCCUGCAUCUGCUCUCAUCAUGACAUGUCAAAGAGGAAAGAAAACAGUGUUGGACUGUGAAGCCUUUUUUGGAUAUGUAAACUCAGAGCUGAAGAACGUCUGUUCCAGAGGGUAUGCUCUCUCCUACGACAUCACUGCUCACUUCUUCAGGGGCCUGCUUAAUGCCAGCUUGGGCUGUGAGGAAUCAGCAGAAGUGGUCAACGGUGUUCUAAGAGCGUGUCGGACCAAGUGUCCCAUCCUGCUUCUCUCCGCAGCGGUGUGGUGGCCAAGGCUGGAGCCAGGACUUUGCUCUCAAUGGAAGAGGCUCUUUGGAGCUCCACUUGCAGGAGAACUGGAGAGACUGGGGGAAUGGCAAUCCUCAGCUGCCAGGUUCCUUUCUUCAGGAGUGGCUUUCCCUCCCCCUGGCCCUGCGUGGGUUUCGGCCGCCUUCCUCCACUGUGCUGUCCAACAGCGGUCGCUGCGUGGACAGGGCAGAGAUGCCCUGAAGAGGCUGGGGACUGACACAGAGCAGCUUCUUGUUUCUCUGCUGUUCCUCUCACUCAUGGAUCUCAUCUCGGCCAAAAUAGCACCAAAGGAAGAAGUGGAGUUUCAGACAUCUCUGGAAUGGUCCCUGGAGAUCUUGCAGUGCCUGGAGGAGAGGGGCAUGUCCUGGCCACUUCUCUUCCACUCAGCAGAGAAAGGUGAGCGAGCCCUGUCUCCACGGGGAUACUGUGUCCUGCGCAGCGCAGCCUCGGAGCGUCACAUCCGCCUCCUGCCCGUUGCCUUCUACAGCCUCACCCCUUGCUUUCACCACGAGCUGCUCACCAGAGAGCAGACCUUCCUCUACGUGGCCCUGGAUUUGUACAUCCAGCUGCUUCGGCUCUUUGUGGAAGGGAAGGACCUGCCCCAGCCUGACCCCACAGAGCACGGGGACCCCAUGGAGCUGCUGCCCGCGGCGCGGCGCUUCCUGCUCACUGCCGCCCCCUGCUGCCCGGCCCGGAGCCUCGCAGCCACACAGCCGUUACUGGCCACGUGUGAAGAACUUGACCCCGAGCUGGGAGCCACGCUCCUGCACUGCUUAGGGCCUGGCCCGGCCAUGGAGCUGGAGGAAGAGCUGGUCCUGUUCUGA